Messenger RNA from Monomorium pharaonis (pharaoh ant), 6572 nucleotides. RefSeq names its product innexin inx3 (gene Inx3). NCBI's taxonomy places the organism in Eukaryota, Metazoa, Arthropoda, Insecta, Hymenoptera, Formicidae. Bases 3307 to 4485 code for a protein of 392 amino acids. Gene Ontology annotation, biological process: phototransduction. Gene Ontology annotation, cellular component: plasma membrane; gap junction. The transcript has 4 exons. Gene Ontology annotation, molecular function: gap junction channel activity. The record is from RefSeq and is a predicted model, not a curated record.
GAAAAGAAACUGUAUAAUAAUUAAUAAUUAUUUUUAUCAUUGUAAUAUGAUAGACAAAUGUGGCUUGCAUCUUCGCGAAAUUGGAUAAUCUUGAGUAACAUUGUAUACUAUCGUUUCCAUCUAACGUCGCGCAUGAUAAUUCGAGAAAUGUGAUUAAUUAAGGCGGGAACAUAUGUAAAAGGGUAUCGGCCUUUCUCGUUGUUGUCGUUGUCGUCAUCAUCGUCUGUUUCAUCCUACUCUAUUGGAGAAAUUAACAGCAGCCGACUGGUUUAACUCGGCUGGUUUUCUCAUCACAAGCGUCACGAGAAAUAAGACGAAGACAUUCGAAAAUUCGUAAAAUGCUUUCAAGAAAACCACGUAUGAAACGUCAUUUUAUUUUUCUCGUUACUCGUAUCGCGAUCGUAUUGCAGAUAACGUGAGCCUUGUAGUUGGUUAAAGAAGGAAAUUGACAAUGGGACAAGUAGGCUAUAUUAAUUCCGCGAAAUUACUCUACGUUGCUCUACGUUACGGAAUAUUGCAAGAAGAAAAACAUAUACGUGCAGUUGUAUUUUUAGAUUUUUAACAUUAAUACGUAUUCGAUAAAUGCUAUGCAAUUAAUUAAUGUCUUGAGAUAACGUUACGUUAAAAAAAAAAAAUUAAAAGUAAAGAGUAAUUUAACGAAAUUUGUAUCAAUCUAAAAUCUUACGAACAAUGCACUACGAUCGAUAAAUCUGUUGACGGUUUGAAAUUUCACACAUUCCUCGCACACGUGUGUAGCAAGUUAUCACCUUUGCGGGUAGAAUUACAAAGCCUAGCUAAGUUCACAAACUUGGAAAUUCGUUCUGACGCACAGGCAAACGUUCUGCAAGUAUUCCGAAUACUCGUGAUCACAGACUUCUCGCAUCGGCAUACGCCCUGUGGAUGGGUUGUGUGCCUGUCCAUCAAUUAAUAAAAUUCUGACGCCGAGAUAUUAGCUCAUCUAUCGUAAUUCGCCCUUGAAUUUUAUUGAGACUAUUCUAUUAGUCGAUAUAUUUUUUUGUAGAGAGAAAGAGAGAGAGAGAGAGACAUUAUUUCGAAUAUUAAGAUUUAACGAAAUUAUUAAGACUUCUGGUGUAUGUAUAAAACGUUAAGAUCCUUGUUAUCCUUGUGAAAAUCCCAAAAAUAUUACUGCGAAAAAUUAUAUUAAGUUUUAUAAUUAUAGAGCAAAUGUGUGGAAUAUUAUUUAUUUCAUUGUUGUGAGAUUAAUACUAUUCUGUAAUAAUUGAAUAACAGCUUCUAUGUCAUAACUGUAUGCUGUCAAACACGUUUAUUAUACGCGCUUCCAUUCUUUGUGCGAUCGUGAGAUUAAUUAAUCAUUACGUCAUGCGUUAACGAGAAUAUACUUCUCGUGACCGCGGAAUAGCGAGCGUGUUCUUUAGAUGUGCGCGUAAACGCAAGUCGGGCACGGCCCAGCCCUCUUCCAUUAUAAUCACGCACGAUUACACUAAAAAGCAGGAGGUAUAAAGCCACAAAGCCGCAAUAUCUCGAGAUAAAAAAAAGCAACUUGUUCUCGCGCGCCAAUUCUAUCUUAAAAAAAGCCGAAAAAGGACAGCUCUAAACUCAUUGAUUCCUUAAAAGAAUUGAAAAAUUGUCGUUACUAACCACCGCGUUUUUAAAUUUGUUUUUCCCCUAAAUUCUUGCGAAUCAGUAGCAACAAUAUAAUACAUCAGCUUCUUCCAUCUAAGAUUGUCAAAAAAUAAGAAUUAAAAAUUGUAGACGCGAGAGUAAUAACUUUUGAAAUCACUUCGGAUUCCGCAGAGAAAACACAAUCUUUGUCGUCAAUGUAUGACUUUUGCAAAAUAUGCGUUUAAGUGAUGUGUAGGUGAGAACGUGCACAUGUCGUUUGGCAAAAAUCCGACGGCGAUGAAAAGGAGAGGAAACCUGGUCAUUCCGGUCGCAUUGAGCUUUUGUUUCCCGACGAGACAAUCUACGGGUUGAGGUGUAUGGACGGAUUUCUCUCUCUCUCUCUCUCUCUCUCUCUCUCUCUCUCUCUCUCUCUCUCUCUCUCUCUCUCUCUCUCUCUCUUUCUAUAUAUCGAUUUUCUCAUACACAUCUGCCAUUUCCGGUUGCGCGCGCGUUAUUACCACGAGCAUGUACAUCGGGGAGGCGAGGGGAUCCUUUUAGGGUACGAGGGUUCCGUGGAUUUUCGAAAGGGCGACACAAGGGAAAAUAGCACGAAUCGUUAUGUUGCGUUACUCGCGCGGCAAUCUCCCUGAAUGAAAACGUGGCAAGGCGCUUCCCGCUUUUGUUCCGUUGAAAGUGACGCGCUGAAGGUACGGGCGAUCGAGAUGAGCGACAUUUGUCGCAUUCAAAGUCAAAAGGUUCGUUCGCCAGAAACGAAAAGUUAUGAAAACUUCUAAUUUCUGAAGCUAUCUCUUAAAAUUCUUAUCCUAAAGAAUCAUCAACAUUUCUCUCCAAAUAUUUCAAACAAAAUAUUUCGACAAGAGAUAUCGCGUGUAUUCUGUCGGUUUUGAAACUAAACGGAUUUAAUCGUGUUCUGUUGUUAAUUACAUCGUAAUACAUUUCAAAGAGUUGUCUUUUCGAUGUCGAACGUAAUUCAAUUAGUUUUUCAAACGGCGCAAUCAGAGAUCAUCGAGAGAAUCAGGAUUGGAAUAAGAUUGAUGGUCGGCUCUCUAAUCUCUUUGAAUGUAGUCUGCCAUGGAGUUCUGUUUACUACUGGAGUCUGUAAUUGAAUUAAUUACGAAGUGAUCUACUAUACCAUAUUAUUGGCAUAGAACUCGAACGCGAUUCCGUUUCUCUUUCCUAAGCAAUUGCUCGUGCGAUUCAAUCGUUAUAAAUUACUGACUUAUAUGAUAAGAAUGCUAAUGCCUGCGCUUCGUCGACGUUUGACUUUAUGAAACACACUUCUAAUAGCGAUCGGCCAGCUGCGCGGCGUUCAUUAGGCAUAACCGGAAUUUAAUCUGAUUGCUCGUCAACCAAAGACAGCCUCAUUCAUACUCCUUAUUCAACUGCAAGUUCAUUUCCCUAGCGUUGUAUAUGAAAAAACAAUGCUUACACAUAUCUAUGCGUUAUUUUAAGAUGACAAUUAUUAAAAUAACGCAAUCGAAUUUUUAUAGACGUGCUAUCUUUCUCUCUAGGAAAAAUUUCAAUUUCAACAAAAUAUUAAUUAAAAAAUCGAUCGCUAAAAUAAAAAUGAAUAGCUCUUGAAAGAGAAUGAUAAGAAAUAUUGUGGUAUUCUUAUUGCUUUUAAAUUAAUUCUUGCUCACUAAUGUUUCUGUCAAUGAUGAUAAAAAAUAAAGCGUCUCUUUUUUUGCAGAUUAAACAAAGAUGUCGGUGUUUGGCAUGCUCUCGGCAGUUGCCGGGUUGGUCAAGGUGCGAUUUCUGAUCGACAAGGCCGUUAUCGACAACAUGGUUUUCAGAAUGCACUACAGGAUCACGUCAGCCAUUUUGUUUGCUUGCUGCCUCCUCGUCACUGCCAAUAAUUUGAUAGGCGAUCCCAUCAACUGCUUAACGGAUUUGCAACACGUUCAUGUGGUUAACACGUUUUGCUGGAUCACAUACACGUUUACAUUGCCGGGGCAGAAUGAGAGAACGAUGGCUCAUCCGGGUCUUGGUAUAGAUAAUGGGGAGAGAAGGUACCACUCGUAUUACCAGUGGGUGCCGUUCAUGCUGUUCUUCCAGGGCAUGCUCUUCUACAUACCGCACUGGAUAUGGAAGCAUUGGGAAGAGGGUAAGAUCAGGAUGAUAUCCGAAGGUAUGAGAGGUUCCACGAUGGAUACCAAGCAGGAGCGACAAACUAAAAUCGACAAAUUGGUCCUAUACCUUAUGGAAACCCUGCACCUGCACAAUAGCUACGCUGCCGGAUAUUUCUUUUGUGAAAUCCUGAACUUUGCCAAUACCGUCGGCAAUAUAUUUUUCGUGGAUACUUUCUUGGGCGGCGCUUUUCUUACGUACGGCACGAAGGUAUUAUCGUUUAGUAACAUGAAUCAAGAGGAGCGUAUCGACCCAAUGAUCGAAGUCUUCCCACGUCUGACCAAGUGUACCUUCCACAAAUAUGGUGCCUCUGGUUCAAUCCAAGUCCACGACGCGCUCUGCGUUCUCGCAGCCAAUAUUAUCAACGAGAAAAUCUUUAUCUUUCUCUGGUUCUGGUUCAUCAUAUUGGCGGCCUUUUCUGGCCUGGCGGUAUUAUACAGCAUGGCCAUAGUGUUGAUGCCCAGUACGCGUGAAACGAUCCUCAAGAAACGCUUCAAGUUUGGCUCAUCAAAUACAGUUAAUACGCUCAUCCGAAAGACUCAGGUCGGCGACUUCCUGAUGCUUCAUCUAUUGGGUCAGAACAUGAAUAUCAUGGCAUUCAACGAGAUGCUGAAUGAGCUAUGCCGCCAUAUGCAGCAAUUCGGUAACAGCAGUGACGCGUCGCCAACGUCGGUGCCAUCGGCGCCCAGCACUCUCGAGAUGGCGCCAAUAUAUCCGGAAAUAGAGAAAUACUCUAAGGAUACCGAGAUUUAAAUGCGAGAUCUCGGUAGAAACCGCGAUAGAGACCUCGGCGAUUUGAUGAUCGUCACUUCCCUUCACUGCCCUUUUCCCCCUUUUACUUGAUCGUAUUGUGAUAAUAUCGAGGGCGGUUCUACAAUGCCGUCAUCUCGGUGCCAAUAAAGAGACAAGUUCGUGCCGCGCCGUCGACUACCUUGCCGCACGUACCGUACGUUUCUCAACCGUUAAAGUUUGUGUUCAAUGUGGCCUUACUAUCACGUAAAGCGUAAGCUCGAGCUCCGCGUUAAAAAGUCUCGAUGAAAAAAAUCUCUGGUCAACGAGAGUUUCGCUUGCUCGUUAAAAUGACAUUUAUAUCCAACAAGAUUUACAAUCGGAGAUUUCUAAAUAGACAGACCGCGUUUUUAAUACUGAUUUUUAUUUUCUCUGUCUAAUGUCAUAUUUUUCAUUUCACAGUCAUACAAAUCAUCCCCAGCUUUAUUCGAAAUUGUCAUUGUAUUCGCUUGCGUAUAAAGUAAAUUUGUAAACCACACACGCGCGAAUCACCUCGACAGAGCUCUUCCGUUGAAAUUUUUACAAAAUGUGUUCAUUGAACAUUAUCAUUACUGCUAUGCAAUUCUAAUGUUGAGCUUGGAGAAACAGUACAAAUGCUAAUUUUCAUUACCUUCUGGUUUAUCCAACACUCACUAUGAGACUUUUAUGUCAUAAAAACGAAGUUGAAACGCGUAAAAUUGCACAAGUCGACAAUGGUUCUUGCCGAUUAUUUCUCUAAGAAGGAAAAUUUCUAUUAUAUGUUUAUUUUUUCCUUAUCCUCCUUAGAAAUAUUUUCACUUGAGUAGAGAUCAUAGCGAGAAUUAUAUAAUGAGCAUUAUGUUUUGAUACAUUGUCCAGGCUUGUCCAUUAGAAGAAAGGUACGUUAAUUGCCUUACAUUGACUGCAGCGGCACGAACCGACAUUAGCUUAUCAAGUUUAAAAUAUGAAUGUAGACGAUAACGCGCGAUGCUUUCGGAUCAUAAAACGUAUGCACGUGUAACUGUUUAUAAUCGUUAAGUCGCAACAAGCUUCCAAAUGUGAUAGUCACAUUCCGACUCGCCGUAAGAUCGAAUUAUUUUAAUUAUUAAUCGUUCGUUCCAUGUCAACAUAUCAAUGCUGAUUUUUUUCGCGAUAACUUGAGGAAAAUACCGGCUAUACGAAUUAAGGCACAAAUUGAUAGGGGUGUUCCUUACAACUUCCGUUCAUGUCGUGAAUACAGUAUUUUAUCUACUGUAGAAAAAAGCAGGCAUCGAAAUAUAGUGGCUAUUACUGCAAUACUUUUGAUACUUGCUUUUGCGAUAUGUAAAACGUAUUCCGUAGAUUGCUUAUAUUAAUUAAGGACUAUGGCAAUACUGUACCCGAAAUGUGACGUAAAAAAAUAUUCAUUAUCCUGUUAGUUAUGACAAAUAUAUCGAUGUAUUUGUCAUUAUUACGAUCUCGUCACAAUCGCAUAGAAAUUGAAAAAGACGCAGACAGAUAGGCAUAUGCCGCUCAACAACGAAUUUUCUAAUCUCUUAAAUAAUUAUAUGAAUAUAUUAUAUGUAUAUUAAGUAGUACAUAAUGCAGAAGCGUGCAAAAAGCGAUUAGAAGCUUAAUGUCCAAGCGAACGCACGCGAAAUUCGCAGAUCGCAGAAAAUUAUCGCGCGAAUUACUUUAACAACGAAGACCAUCGCAAAGUACUUUACACUAUAGAAUGUGUAAAGUUAUAACACGUCCUAUCUAUAGCCUAAUAUAGAUGAAAUAACGUGUCAACGUUCUAGCAAACAAAAGAGAGAAACUCGUAGGACUCAUUUUUUCUAUUGUUUUUUUUAGAAUAUUUUCUAGUGUUAAGAUUUGAACAAGGAUUAGAGUGAGUGGUAUAAUUAAAAUUAAAUUGAAAAAGAAAAAACUAUGUGUGCGAGCGAUCCCGUUGGUCGUAAUGUGUAGUCAACAUUUCGCGUUUAGUGUCUUUUCCUCAUAUCAAUAUAGAGUAUAGAGGAUUCCCACAUAUUUUAAGAAAUGGAUCAAAACAAUGUUUUUGCGAAUACAAUAUUAAUUUCUAAACCGUAAAAAUUAAUUACAAGAAUGUAAAA